Molecule: messenger RNA, 3404 nt
Organism: Megalobrama amblycephala (Wuchang bream)
Lineage: Eukaryota; Metazoa; Chordata; Actinopteri; Cypriniformes; Xenocyprididae
Exons: 12
Coding region: 83-1450 (455 amino acids)
Biological process (GO): positive regulation of ERK1 and ERK2 cascade; T cell activation; interleukin-15-mediated signaling pathway
Cellular component (GO): external side of plasma membrane; membrane raft
Molecular function (GO): MHC class II protein binding; protein tyrosine kinase binding
Source: RefSeq, a predicted model, not a curated record
AUCAGAGGAAGUUAACAACCACAGGAGGGGCUGAUGAUGUUUAAAGAAAUAGCUGUAUAAAGAAAAGAAAUACUGAGAGAAAAUGGCUGAUCAGUGUCACAUGUGUCUGCUGGGACUGAUCAUUCUCUGUCCACUUCUGACAGGUACCAGUGGAGCAGAAGUAACUCAUGUGUUCAGCACUUCUGGUGAAAAUGUCCAUCUGCCCUGUAAUAAUGCUCUUUCUGGCUGCACAUCAACUACAUGGAACUAUAACAGACAUUCAGUGGCAGUUGAACUGAUUGCUGGAGGGAUAAAGAGGAAUGACAGAGAGAGACGUGAGAGACUGAGUCUGGGGUCUGACUGCUCUCUGAACAUCAAGAAAGUCACACAAGAAGAUUAUGGGCUUUACACCUGCCGACAAUAUGUGAAUGGACAAAAACAAGGAACUGAUGCACCUGUUUAUCUGCAUUUUCUUCAUGUCUCUUCAUCAUCCUCACAGACUGAGAUCAGACCUGACAGCUCUGUGACUCUCUACUGUCAGUUGUGUUAUUAUGGAGUUGAUUGUGAUAGUUUGGUCCGUUCGAAGGGAAUUCAGCUGGUCUGGGUGAAUCAGGCUGGUGUGAAUCUGAUGACAGACUCCAGAUAUCAGAUAUCAUUCUCCUCAACACACUGUAACAUCACUCUGACUACAACACUCCUGAAUGAAGAUCUCAACAGAGAGUGGAGAUGUCUGGUUACUCAAAGAAAUCAACUGAAGACCUCAGCCACAUAUACUGUCAAGUAUUCAGCUCCAGUCGAUUCAACAAAACUGAUUCCAGUCACCAGCUCAAAGUCUGAGAAGAAAUCAAGCCGAACUACAGCAGCAGCUCCAACACAACCAGCUCCAGUCGAUUCAACAAAACUGAUUCCAGUCACCAGCUCAAAGUCUGAGAAGAAAUCAAGCCGAACUACAGCAGCAGCUCCGACAGGAAACUGCACACUUGCACGCGGUGCAACAGAAGCUGCACAGUACUGUGUCAUUGGACCUAUGGACCGGUCGACCAGCCAAAGAGUCAGUAAUCGGACCAUUACCUCAAAAUCUGGUGUGACUUCAGCUGCACACAGAACUUCAAUUACUACACAGCAAGCAUCAAUCACAGAGACAACACAGAUUCCAGCUACUGCAAAGUCUCUUAAUCAAGUGACUGUGAUUGUUGGUGUUGUUGCUGCACUGGCUGUUCUCCUUCUUGCUGUUCUUUGGGCGAUUCGUAAAAAAAAAUCUGAUAACAGAAGAGGGACUGAUGACUCUGUGGAGCAGAAAGAUGAUGUGACUUAUACUGAGGUUGUCAAGUACAGUAAAAACAAAGCCAAAAAGAACAAAGUUCAUGGUGAAGAUAAAGUGACUUACGCUUCCAUCAGUGGAGCAACAGCUGGACCUCAGGAUAACAACAGUCAACUUUAUGCCUCUGUGAACAAUAACCAUCACAAAUGAGUAAAACGUACUCAGUUACCAACGUAACCUCAGUUCCCUGAGAUACCGGAACGAGUACUGUGUCUGCUAGAAGCGGUGAGGAAAACUCCUUUUCUCUGAUAACUGAAGCCUUAUUCAUUGACGCAGUGAAACUGCAUGGCCAUUGGUUUGUGCAGUUAGAAUGAAACAAACCAAUGAUGGCGCAGCAGAACUGUGCAAGCCUAUGGCGAAGAAGCCUGCCAGAGCCCGCCAGAAUGGGCGGGGACAUCUGGCUAUAUAAGCAUGCAUUUUGCAUAGGAUCUCUGGUUUAUUUUGACUGAAGCGACGACACAGAGUUGUGCAGCAACAUCGCACAGCUAGCAACACAGUACUCAUUUCCGUAUCUCAGUGAACUGAGGUUACGUUAGUAACCAAGAACGCUCCCUUUCGAUACUUCACUCAUACUGCGUCUGCUAGAUGCGGUGGGGAACAAGUACAAUCGCACCAUGCAAUGGUAGAGGAACAACUGAUAAGUAAUUAGUCCUAAGCACUUGAAGGGCCCAAGGGACCAAGUACAGUGAAACAAGGCCACUAGCCAGGGGUCCAGACUUAAGUCGGGGCGUUAUAGAAGAUAAAAAUGGGCUAAACUCACACAGGUUAUGCCCGGCCCUGAAUAAUCAUUAUAGAAACCUUGCACAGCCUAGGUACUCAAGAAGGGCAGAGAGGAAAGUUGUCUUCUGAGGCAAAGAGGUUGACCUCUACCCUCCUGAAUAUCUCCCAGACUCUCUGAACCGUUUGGGGAUGGAACAUCCACUUUUCUGAGGAGACAUUGUUCCAGAACAGCAUGUCUGCUCCCUGAUUCAUUUUGUCCGGCACAUGCGCUGCCCUCAGUCAACGCAGGUUGCAAUGUGCCCAUUCUAAGAGACUCUUCACUAGAGUGGCUUCUUCGCCAUAGGCUUGUGAAGCUCCACCGCGCCAUCAUUGGUUUGUUUCAUUCUAACUGCACAAAUCAAUGGCUGUGCAGUUUCACUGCGUGAUUGAAUAAGGCUUCAGUUAUUGGAGAAAAUGAGUUUUCCCCACCGCGUCUAGCAGAUGCAGUAUGAGUGAAGUAUCGAAAGGGAACAGUCAUUUAUUAUACAAAGACAUUGUAUUAUGAUAAAUGAAUAGAGGAAAAUAGAGCCAAUAGCCUAGUGGUUAGCGCACUGACACAUGGCGCAAUUGCGUUCAUGGCGACCCGAGUUCGAUUCCCGUCUUGAGGUCCUUUGCCGAUCCUCUCUGCUCCAAUGCUUUGCUGUCUGCUCUCUACUGUCCUAUCUGAAUAAAGGCACAAAAAGCCCAUAAAUAUAACUUAAAAAAAAAAAAAUAUUCUGUCUUUCACAUGUUAACAAACAAGUGAGAAGUGAGAUUGUUACUGUGCAGAAUGUGCUUGUGAGCUCAGACCUGACAUUCUUUUUUAUUAUUGUAAAUGUCUGUAAAUACGAUGUUGCAUUUUAACUGUUUUUAAUACCCAAUCUACAGUAAUUAACGUCAUCUUUUAAACUAUUUCUGUGCUUGAGGCAUUUGUGAGAGAUGCUCAGAAAUGUUUUAACACAGCUGUAAAGGAACUGAGAGACCACAGUCAGUUUCAAAGAAAUAGAAGAGAUAAUAUCUAUUUAUGGGAAUCAUAAUGAGUUUAUUGAUUCUGGUUCUUUAAUGAUUCCAUUAAUGAUUGAAUGAAGUACUUUUAAUGAAGAAAUAUUUUUUAAAAAUUCCAUUGCAAAAUGUAGAGAUAAUUUAAUGAUUUACAAAUUUCUCUUUACAGUUCUUGCAGAAAGGUUUUAAAUUACUUUUCAUAGUCUUUUUAUAUGCAACAUAAAUAUAACCACAUUUUAUGUAUGUCUCACACUUAAUCAGUAAGCUGCGUUUGACCAAAUAAAACUAACCUGCUCAUUAGAGUCAUUUGUUGAAUCAGAUUGCACUUCUGUAUGUUUUUGAUUGAGUAAAAAGUGCAAACUGG